GGAUCAGGAAGGAGGAAGUAGUUGGUGUUCUCAGGACCUGGGACCUGCCUGACUGGGGGAGCUCCGAGGCUGGGGGGUGGCAUCCAGAGGCCUGGAGCUGAGAUGGAUUUGGCGGAAGACCUGGGGAAGGAGCUGGAGACCACAGCCCAGGAAGUGCUGGGAAAACUGAGGAGCCAUACGCUGUUCCAGUCCAAGUGGGACACCGCUGCCCUCAUCAUCUUCCUCAUCUUCCUUGGCACCGUGUUGCUCUUUCUGCUGCUUGUUUGUAUCCACUGCUGCUGCUAUAGCUGCUGCAGCCGCCGUGUCUCCAGACCCCAGAAGGUACACCCCAGGGGAGUGGAUAACUUGGCCCUGGAGCCUUAACACAGCGAGCCCCCAGCCCCCCUGCCCAUGGGUCCUGCUAGGCAGCAGUGACAACGCCUUGUUUGCCCAGCCGGAGUCUGCAGUGUGUUUCGAGCUUCCCGGCCAGGGGCGGGCAGUGUGGGCACUCCCUGCUUUAUCCAGAUGCCCACCUGCUCCCUCACAGCUCUCGGCCAGCAGGACUGUUCCCAGACCUCAAGUAACCUGCUCCAGGUCACACAGCAGCUGCUGACAGGAGGGGAAGCUGGGCCCCAUCCAAGUCAGGGACCGGAACUCCCAGACUGAAACCUCAUCCCCCUGUCCACUCAGCUCCUUGGCAGCCUGGAGGACCCCUUGAAAGGUGGCACGGUGAGGCCAGGGGCUCAGUCAUUGGGUAUCCCACCCAGCUGCCAACUAUCAGGGAUACCCAGCCUGGGCCCCACUCACUCAGAAGGACGGACAGACAGACAGACAGACGCUCCAGGUAAAGUCAGAUGAUCUUUAUUUCCUGGAGGCCUUGUCGGGGAUGUGGAGCAAAUAAAUGCGAGGGCGCCACAGCUCAUUGUGGGCAGUUUCCAUCUGCCCUCCCGGCUCACAGCUUAGGGCCACCACCCUCUCCUCACCCUCCAUGGGCUGCCUCUCAUCAUCUUGGGGCAGCUCAGAAGGCAGGAAAAGGAUGGGGAAGGAAAGCCCUGGGCCUGGCCCCACCCUGGGUCCAAAGGUUGCCACUGUGCAAGGAAGGCAGGGUUUGGAAUGUGGGCCACCUCUGGGCUCUGCCUCCCUGACCGCCCACCUUCCCGACCCCCCGCUCCCACCCCUGCAAAAUGAAAAGCAAGCCAGCAUCCCUGUCUUUCAGCGUUUCCAGUGUUCAUUUCCAUUUGUGCAAAUGUGAUGGACAGGAUGGGGCAAAGAGGGAAAUAAAUAGCCCAUGCUGCCCG
Messenger RNA from Nyctereutes procyonoides (raccoon dog), 1277 nucleotides. It is a transcript of the gene SMIM22, whose product is annotated as small integral membrane protein 22. Gene Ontology annotation, biological process: regulation of cell population proliferation. Bases 103 to 363 code for a protein of 86 amino acids. NCBI's taxonomy places the organism in Eukaryota, Metazoa, Chordata, Mammalia, Carnivora, Canidae. The record is from RefSeq and is a predicted model, not a curated record. The transcript has 4 exons.